AUGGCAGCUGCUACCAGAGGAAGAGGAAGAGGAAGAGGUAAAAGAAGCUCGAGGUCUACCGGAAAACAACCUUCUUAUAAUAUUGGUUCAGAGGAUGUAGACGUGCAAUACGACGACAAGGAUGAUGAAUACGCAGGUUCAGCCAAUGACGACGAGUACGAUGAUGACCAGGAUGGUGACAAUGAUUUCGAAGGUACUUCCACUAGAGGAAGGCGUAAGGCCCACUCAUCAACGCCAGUUCCAGUAGCACUACCUACUAGAGGCAGGCCAAGCAAAAGAAAGAGCGGAGACGAUUUGAAAGACCCCAAGAGACAGAAACUCCCAUACCCAGUGGAUGAAAAUGGCUCGCCAUACCCAAUUGUAAACGACGAAUAUGCGUUACCAGAAGACGAAGAAGGUGAGACGAAGAUAACUAAGAAUGGUGAUCUUCUAGGCGGUCGACAAUUCGUGGUCAGGACGUUUACCGUUGCAUCUCGAGGCGAAACCAAAUACAUGCUUUCGACGGAGGCAGCUCGAGCAGUGGGGUUCAGGGACUCGUACUUGUUCUUUCAAUACCACUCAAACCUCUACAAGCUAAUCAUAUCCCAAACAGAGCGCGACGAUUUGAUCAAGCAGGGCGUAUUGCCCGGCUCGAGCAGAAACCGGAUCAUUGCAUUGGUAACUGCGAGAAGCGUGUUCCGGGAGUUCGGAGCCAAGAUCAUUGUAGAUGGGAAAAACAUCACUGACGACUACUACGCAACAAAACUACGUGCCUCAGGAACAGUGAAAGAAGGCACUCCUGCCAGAGAAACGUCCCACUCCAACGUGAACCAACACGCUGGUAGAACCAACAACGUACACGGAAUUGAUAUCCCACACCAACUUUCGGUAAAUCCUUCCAGAAACGCCGUGGAGUUCUUCGACAAGAGAAACCACAACAUUCCUUCCACAAGCAACAUCUCCUCCACCAACUGGUUGUACCACCAUGCUGCUGCAUGCAGCAGAUUCAACAGCGACCUGUUUUAUGACAGAGAACGUAUUCUUCUUAUCGAAAAUUUGGGCAUAAGAGACACAUACACAAACGUGCUACACAUACCGCAAUCUACACAGCCUACAAAGGUAAUCUCAAUGCGCAAAGUGAAAGGCAAUACAAACCAGGUGAUGUAUGAAACAAGAAUCAAGUCGCUAGACUUGGCAAGACCGCACACUGGUCUCUCGGACGUGCCUGCUGCAAUGUACGAAGAUAUUUUAGACAAAGAUAUAAUAGCUGCCAUCGAGGAGCAGAAAAACUUCGAGAUGGGGCUCUAG
Kluyveromyces marxianus DMKU3-1042 is the source of this 1287-nucleotide messenger RNA. It is a transcript of the gene NPL6, whose product is annotated as Npl6p. Lineage: Eukaryota; Fungi; Ascomycota; Saccharomycetes; Saccharomycetales; Saccharomycetaceae. Gene Ontology annotation, cellular component: nucleus. Gene Ontology annotation, molecular function: chromatin DNA binding. The record is from RefSeq and is a predicted model, not a curated record. The transcript has a single exon. Bases 1 to 1287 code for a protein of 428 amino acids.